UGGCUCCAUGUCCGCCGUGCGGCCAUGUCAGCCGCUCGGUCGCGCGCAGCGACUGCAGAAGCAGCACUACGCCGGAGGGGGUUGGGUCAAAGAGCGAGUGCCCAUGUGGGCAGCUUCCCCAUGUAUGUGGUGCCUUUGGGCUCGUUUUUGAGCAUGUCGUCCGCCAAAUCGCAGCGAGAAUUAAUGAAAGAAGGCAUUUUGCUGGAAUAUCAUGAAGAUCUGGGAAAUGCAGUGUUUGUCUCACACCAAUGGGCUAGUUUUGAGCAUCCUGAUCCACGCUUCCAUCAGCUUUGCGUGCUGCAACAGACGUUGACCUACCUUCUCAGGACAAACCUGUCGGUCAAGUCUAACCUUGCUACCUAUGUUGUACUCAAACAUGGUGCGAAGAUUUCCUCAGCUGAAUGGCGAGCCAAACCUUUGCUGAUUUGGUACGAUUACUUCUCGAUUCCCCAGUUGGACAACCUAAGUGCGUCAGUGUCAGUGGAUGAGAUGGGCUCGGACCUGCAAAAGGCAGUGGAGAGCAUCCCAAGCUAUGUAAAGAGAUGCAAGUUUUUUGUGAUCCUGGCGCCAGCCGUCGAGCAUGUCGACACGGGCGAGCUUUUGAGCAAACACACCUGGUCUGAGCGUGGGUGGUGCCGACUGGAGCAAGUCGCAGCGAACUUCCUGACCAAGGAUGCGAAGAUUGUCGUCAUCGAGAGUGUCCAGAAGAUACACAUUAUGACACCCUUUGAUGCAUGGAUGAGGCCAGCUGGCUUGGGGUCUUUUACUGUCGAUAAGGACCGAGACACUGUGCUGAAGGUCACCAAGGAGAUGUUGCAUACCAAGCUCUGGAGCUUUUUGGCCCAGGAAGACCUUCACAGUUACCGAAUGUUGCUGAACAUGCAGCACGUGCAUCUUCAAAAGGAAGUCUCCGGUCGCAGAGAUCCCGAGAAGACACCUGUCAGCUCCAGCCCAGCAGAUCACUUGAAUGACUUCAUGGAAGAGAAUGCCUUCAAGGGAGUGACAGAUCGGCAGUUUGGCUGGAGUCCCAUGUGCUUUGCGGCCCUCCGGGAUGAUGUCCAGGUGUUGCAGGAGUUGCUGAAACUUCGUGGAAAUGUGAAUGAUCGGGUUCGGCGCCAUGAUGCCAAAUACCACAUCGAAAAGGGUACUUCCUUGCUUCACAUCUCUGCCCAGUUUUGUUGCAACAACUCACUGAAGUUUCUCCUGGAGAUGAAGGCGAAGGUGACCUCCACAGACAGCAUUGGCACCAACCCACUACACCGAGCAGGGAUUGGAAACAAUGCCAAGGGAGUACAUCUACUUCUUGAAGGCGGUUGUGAUCCCCAUCACUUGGAGGCACUUACAGAUAAGAAUGCCUUAGCUCCAGCAAGUGGCUGGGGAAGUCUCAGUAGCAUUCGAGCGUUGCUGGAGAAUGUACCCAACUUGGACAAAAGCCAUUGUAUUCAUUUCGCCUUAUUCUGUGACCACGCUUCCCCCGAAGUACUUGGCGCCUUGAUUGAAGCUGGAGCUGACAUCAAUGAGAAAUUCAAUCCUCACUUUGCCUUCUGGGCCAGAACAAAGUUUGCCUUGUUUUUGCUGCACUUGAUGGAAUUCGGAGAUGACGUGCAGAUCUCCUGGAUCGCAUCACAGGCGAUCGGAUCAACUCCUUUGCUAUGCAGCCUAAUUACAUGUGCCUUUGAUGCCUCAGCGGUUCUCAUCGCCGCGAGUGCGGAUGUUGGCAUCCGAAAUGCCAAGGGCAAGUCUGCCAUGGAGCUGGCCAAAGAGGUCGCAGCACCACAGGCCAUCCUCGAGGGUCUUUCGGGUCGCGCCGAAGCGUGCUGCAAAUACAUCACGGAUUCGGUUGCUGACAAGCUGUGGGUCUCAUUCUAGCUCAAGAUCCGGCAGCUCCAGCAUGUGUGCUGGUUGACUGUGUGUGAAAUGAGUCUCAAUUGGGAGGCGUGCUGUGGUGUGGCUGUGAGUCAAAACAC
This is a messenger RNA of Durusdinium trenchii, 1967 nucleotides long. Lineage: Eukaryota; Dinophyceae; Suessiales; Symbiodiniaceae. The record is from the annotation of a GenBank genome assembly.